AUGAACGAUGGACGCAAUAACAGUGUUGGAGUGGGAGGUCGAACUACAGGAUUAAGCGGGCGUGGUGAUCGCACUACAAACAUGAAUAUCAAUAUGAAUACCAAUACAAGUGCUAAUGCAACGACAAACACAAUGAGUUUAAAUAUAGUGCCCACACCCAACGGGAUGGAUAGUUUACUCACACCUAAUGCCUUGGGAGGUGGAUUAGGUAGUGGAUUGAGUGGUAAUCGAGCAGGCCCUUUGGGCAGCAGCCAUGGUGUUUCGAACGCCCGUAAUGCGUUUGAUUUGGAAUUGAACCCAUUCGAGGCCAGUUUUGCCACCAGCAAGACUCGAAAUGGUGCUAAUGCUGCAGCCGCCAGUGCAAAUCCAAAUGUAAAUGUAAAUGUAAAUCCAAAUUCAACCACAAACGCAAACACAAACACAAACACAACCGCAAAUCCAAACAUUGCUGCAAACGGCAACGAUGCCGUUCGUCGAUCCUCCUUGUUUAUGCAUUUGCAAAACAGAUCAGGACCAGGAUCUGCAGGCGGCAAUCCCACGCCUGGCAUGGCCAACCCUAACCCCAACGGCAAUCUCGGCACAGCCCUUGCCGGCAUGAAUCUGGCUGGAAUGGGACUUUCUGGAGUCCCUACCGUGGCCAGCCCGCCAUUACUUACACCGGGCGGCUCUAAGCGCUUACCGCCGCUCUUACUCUCGCCGUCAUACAUGGACCAAGGAGCAGCAGGCAGCCUGUUAACGCCCGGCGGUAGUCUCUUAACUCCGGGAAUCUCCGGCCUGCUCAACGCGGGAACUGCGGGCGGCGCUACCACCUCCGCCAUUGCCACCCCUGCAAUGGCCCCUGCGCCUGUGUCUGUGUCUGUGCCUGUGCCUACACUUGCAAAAGACCCCGCAUCCCAAGCAAUACCCCCCGCCACACUCUCGAGUGUCUCCGCCACAAGUCCCACGGCUGCUGCCUCUGCUUCUGCUGCCAAUACUGCUCCUAUAGAGCCUGCUACGAAACGCCGCAAGAGAACAACUACAAAGGCCACCACAGAUAGUCCACGUGAUGCUGCCUCCUCUCUGAAGGACGUCAUGGCGUCAAAAGACCUCGCCACAGGCACCGCCAUAGUCACAUCGGCAGCCGCCGACACGGACGCCUCGCCAGACCCUGCACGUGACAAGCGCCGCGAAUUUCUCGAAAGGAACCGUGUGGCGGCGUCUCGGUUCCGUCGCCGCAAGAAGGAAUACAUUCGCCGAAUCGAGGCCGAUCUCCGGUUCUACGAGGCCGAAUAUGCCGAGAUGGCGGCUAUUCUGGGUACUCUUUCGGGCAUUCCACCAUCCACACCCGCGGAACCAAUGCAGCCGCAGCCAGCGCUACUGGCGACUCUGGACGCAGCACUCGCGCACGGCGAUACCGCUACAGCCGCCCAGCUACUUGCGCCGUUAAAAGCGAUGCUCACGCGUUCCGGUUUUGUCCAGCGCAGAGGGGUUAACCCACGUGCCCAGCCGCGGACCGACUAA
Molecule: messenger RNA, 1500 nt
Organism: Henningerozyma blattae CBS 6284
Lineage: Eukaryota; Fungi; Ascomycota; Saccharomycetes; Saccharomycetales; Saccharomycetaceae
Gene: SKO1
Product: Sko1p
Exons: 1
Coding region: 1-1500 (499 amino acids)
Biological process (GO): regulation of transcription by RNA polymerase II
Molecular function (GO): RNA polymerase II cis-regulatory region sequence-specific DNA binding; DNA-binding transcription factor activity, RNA polymerase II-specific
Source: RefSeq, a predicted model, not a curated record